Messenger RNA from Aphanomyces invadans, 480 nucleotides. RefSeq lists its product as hypothetical. Lineage: Eukaryota; Oomycota; Saprolegniomycetes; Saprolegniales; Verrucalvaceae. Bases 1 to 480 code for a protein of 159 amino acids. Gene Ontology annotation, molecular function: nucleic acid binding. The record is from RefSeq and is a predicted model, not a curated record. The transcript is spliced from 3 exons.
AUGGCCAAACGCCUCAAGAUGGUGGUGCUGCAACGCGACAAUGCCCGGGCUCACGUCACCCCCAUGGACGAGCCACUCAAGGCCGCCUUUGACGAAUACGGCACCAAAGGUUGGACCUUUUCACUGGCUCUACAGCCGCCAAAUUCCCCGGACACCAACAUCUUGGACCUUGGCUUCUUUGCCGCGAUCCAGUCCCUACAACAAAAGAAGUUAGCCAGGUCGAUUGAUGAGCUCGUUGCAAACGGCGGCCAAGCAUUUGACGAUUACGCCAUGGAGAGUUUGGCCUGCCUUGUGGAGACCAUGCGGCUCUUUGGUGACAAUACCAACAAGUUGCCCCACAAGGGAAAAGAAUGUCCACCGGAUGCGUACGACACUUGCACUUGCAAGGAGAAGCUGGCCGCACAGCAUGGAGCAGCCAUGGAGCGAGCUGUGUCGGCGGAGGCCUCUUCGACCUCCGCCGAAAGUGCCUCGACGAGCUAG